UGUGUGAGCGGCCAUUCUCUGCUCUAUAGGAACAUCCCAUUUGUGUCUGUCCACUUGUUAAUUAACAGCAAGUGACCUUGCUAUGCAACAUGCUCCACCAGAGUUCCUGGAAGCUUCCAGCCAGCGGGCCUUCUUGAAGACCACCCAUGCCCGUCAUUCCCAUCCCGCGGCGGGUCCGCUCCUUCCACGGCCCUCACACCACCUGUAUGCAUUCUGCCUGCGGGCCAUUAUGCACCGCUCAGCUCGUGCGCACCAAGUACAAUAACUUGGACCUGUACCUGAAGUCCCGAUGGAUGUAUAGUUUUGUCCGCUUCCUUCUCUACUUUGGCUGCAGUCUUUUCACCUCAGCCCUGUGGGUGGCGCUGUCCGCUGUCUUCUGCGUGCAGUAUGUCAGUGUGCGCGUUUUCCUUCGCCUUGAGUACAAACUGUCCGUCAUUCUCCUGCUGCUCGGCCACAGACAACUGGACUUUGGCAUUGUCAAUGAUCUCUUCAUAUACAGCAUGCACGUGACCAUGUUUCUGAUUGGUGGACUGGGCUGGUGUUUCAUGGUCUUUGUAGAUAUGUAAA
This is a messenger RNA of Xyrauchen texanus (razorback sucker), 567 nucleotides long. Its product is annotated as transmembrane protein 250-like. Lineage: Eukaryota; Metazoa; Chordata; Actinopteri; Cypriniformes; Catostomidae. The coding region runs from base 147 to 566 and encodes 139 amino acids. The transcript has a single exon. The record is from RefSeq and is a predicted model, not a curated record.